This is a messenger RNA of Entamoeba invadens IP1, 1242 nucleotides long. RefSeq names its product pre-rRNA-processing protein IPI3, putative. Gene Ontology annotation, molecular function: protein binding. Gene Ontology annotation, cellular component: nuclear pre-replicative complex. The transcript has a single exon. The record is from RefSeq and is a predicted model, not a curated record. Gene Ontology annotation, biological process: DNA-templated DNA replication; rRNA processing. The coding region runs from base 1 to 1242 and encodes 413 amino acids. NCBI's taxonomy places the organism in Eukaryota, Evosea, Mastigamoebida, Endamoebidae.
AUGAAGAGUAUACUCGCAACGGGGUACGAUGGAAUGUCGUAUUUGAUCAACGCGAAGAACGGAGAGAUUCAGUGCAGAUUUAAAUCGCCACAAAAUGUCACGGGUGUGUCUGCCGCUGCGUUAAAUAUCCAACACUCGAAGUUCCUUAUUAACGACACGGAGAAGUCGUGCGUGUACGAGUACUCCUUUUUGCGGGAGAAUGUUGUUUCGAAGUCAUCCAUCAUCGAACCGGUGUCAUCAUUAUUGUAUGUCAAAGGGAUGUAUAUCAUCGGUGGGACUGUUAGUGGGAAAGUUCUAGUGUGGGAAGAGAAGAGUGGGGUCUUACUGAAACAGUUUCAAGCACAUAACAAGAAGAUCAACGCGCUUUGUUUCUCCGAGAAGUGUGGAGUUCUUUUAACGGGUGGAGAAGACUCGGUGAUUCGAGGGUGGUCGUUUGUCGCAAUAUUUAAUGGAACCCUAUGCACACCACUCUUUACAUUGACCGCACAUACCCUUCCCGUCACACACAUAAUAUCUUCGAAUAAUAGAAUCCCAGGCUUUAUUUCAGUCUCUUUAGACAACACCGUGAAGUGUUGGAAAUAUGGGGAAGUCACUCCAACUGCGUCAUUCACAUUACCAUCACAACCCAUUUGUCUGUGCACAAAUGAGGAGCUCACUGUAUUUUCUGUGGGGUGUGUAGAUGGGAAAGUCUAUCGAAUACCUGUGUUGUAUGCUCCACAGUUUGAUCGAGUGAAUCGAAAAGAAGAGAUGAUGGGCAAAGUGAUUGAACAUGGUGAAAAUGGGAUUGUAAGAGACUUGGUCGAUUAUAAUGGAAAUUUGUUGGUUGGAUAUCAAAAUGGGACGUUGGUUGUGUUCGAUACUGAAACCACUGAACCGUUGUUGGUCAUCGAUCAUAUUAAAAGUCCUAUCAUUCGGUGCACAGUUAUUACAACACCAACAAAUUUUAAUUCACUGGAAGACAUUUCUAUCAAAAAGACUAAGGAAUGGGUCGUCGAACAAAUUUUACUGAAAAAAUACCCGGCUAUUAAAGACGAACUGUUCUCACUCAUAUUGGUCGAACAAGCACAAAAACAAACAAAAAGGGAACUUGAAAACGUCGUGUUCAGAAAAGCAAGUGCUUCGAAAAUCGAUGGAACACUCCAAACCGACGAAGCCACCGAACUUUUUAAGGUAAGAGAAGAGUUGGCUUGUUGGAAGGCAGUCAAUACACAACUCCUCAGUCUUCUUGAAAACAAAAAUUGA